Molecule: messenger RNA, 1049 nt
Organism: Colletes gigas
Lineage: Eukaryota; Metazoa; Arthropoda; Insecta; Hymenoptera; Colletidae
Gene: GstS1
Product: glutathione S-transferase-like
Exons: 5
Coding region: 148-756 (202 amino acids)
Biological process (GO): glutathione metabolic process
Molecular function (GO): glutathione transferase activity
Source: RefSeq, a predicted model, not a curated record
CACCGGUCUAGCCAUCUGGUAACGCAACCAUCGAACGAUGGUUGGAUCCUUACUUAAAGCAACUGGUUCGCGAACGCGGAAUCAGUAGUAUUCGAGAGUUUGUCGAUUCCAGUCGUCUGCCAGUGUAUACCCACAGAAACCACCAUAAUGACUACCUACAAGUUGACGUACUUCAAUGUCACUGGUCUUGCCGAGGGCAUCAGGUUCUUGCUUCACCAGAGCGGGAUCAAGUUCGAGGAUAAAAGACUCACCUUCGAGGAAUGGCCAGAAUACAAGCCUAAAAUGCCAAUGGGCCAGGUGCCCGUUUUGGAGAUCGACGGAAAACCUUACUUCCAAUCCAAGGCAAUUUCCCGCCUGAUCGCCAGAAGGAACAACCUCUACGGCUCCAACGACGUCGAAUCUUACGAGAUCGACGCCAUCGUCGACACCUUGGACGAUUUGAAAAUAGGAUUUACUCAGUAUCAUUGGGAACAGGAUGCUGCAUUCAAGGCGAAACUGAAGGAAGGUGCGUUCGCCAAGGCACCGACCAUCCUUAGCAAGCUCGAAGAGAAGGUCAAGAGUAACAAUGGUUACCUUGCAAAUGGAAAGCUGUCCUGGGCAGAUUUAUUGUUCACCACGUACACGGAACUUCUGUCGAACAUCAUCGGGGAGGAUCUGAACAAGGAUUACCCGGAACUGAAGAAACUGGUGGAGAAGGUCAAAGCUCUGCCGAAAAUCAAAGCUUACCUGGACUCAAGACCGAAGACCACCCUGUAAAAACAUUCGACCAUCUUUUCAACGCGUUUGCGAUGCACGAACAAAAACAAUUCGCAGCGUCGGACCCGUUGAUUCUUUUUUUUUUUUUUUUUUAUUACUCACAAGCCGCACAAGAUUCCAAAGAAGCUAUACAACACGUUCUAUCUUACAAAUGUUACGCCGAGCGUUUCAGCGACACGCGUUAACAGAGAAUGUACAAAAAUAAAUAGAGAAUUCAAUGUACGCGUCUCGGUGUACGAAGAAAGUGUAUUGUUUCAAACAUCGAUCAAUAUAAAAGAAGAAAUAAAUUUGUA